AUGAAAGUCGGUUUAGUGUGGUAUUUUACUGUAAUUGCUAAUUGUGUUUCCAUAAAAUAUGUUGAAGUAAAUACCUUGGCAUUUCAUGGCAAUCCUAAUGCAAACACUGCAAACGCAUACGAUUAUAGAGAAAUAAGAAGGAAAGAUUCCCGGAAAAGAGAAAUUUUUCGAAGCAUCGACAAAAGAAGUAUCAGACAUCAGCGUUACGAUGAAUUCAUGGCUGACAUGAUCAUCAAACACAGUAAAGCGGUAGCAUUAACGAUCGGUUUAUCAGCAACUGCCACAAUUGUUAUCAUAGCGACCGCUGUUGCUGCAGGUGCUAUUAUACAAUGCUCCUUAUGCUAUGAUCAAUUUAUACCGGAAAGUGUAGUACUGUAA
This is a messenger RNA of Brugia malayi, 378 nucleotides long. RefSeq lists its product as uncharacterized. Bases 1 to 378 code for a protein of 125 amino acids. The transcript has 4 exons. NCBI's taxonomy places the organism in Eukaryota, Metazoa, Nematoda, Chromadorea, Rhabditida, Onchocercidae. The record is from RefSeq and is a predicted model, not a curated record.